AUGAAUCUGAUUCAAUUACUCUUAAUCUUUUUUACCAUACCAGUUUUUUCACUAUGCAGUUUUGAAUGCAAUUCUACAUGAGUAUUUCUUAUCUAGAUCAACAACGGCUGAUGUGAUGAAGCCUGUAUGUCUGUAGGCUGCAAUUUUGACGGAGGAGAUUGUGCCAGCACCUGCUCUACUACUUACAACUGUACUUUACCUAGUAAUAAUGUAUGUGAUCCUGCUUGUGACAAUGUUUAUUGUGGCUAUGAUCAUGGAGAUUGUGGGUAUUGCUCUGAUGGGUGCACCUUACUCCCUCCUCCGUGAGAACAAAAAUCUUGUUCGCUCACGAAGGGGAGCUAAUUUUUAUUUUAAAAAAUUUUAUAUAUAAAUUUAUAGAAUUGUUUUUUCGGAAUUUAAAAAUCCUAGUUGGAAAGCAAAUAUUAAUUUAAUUUGUAAAAAUUAUAUUUUUUUAAAACAUAAUUUGUUUUAAAAUUAAACAGAAUUAGCUCAAGAUUUCAUUAUAAUAAUUAUCACUUAUAUAUUAAAAUUUUUUUUUCCAUAAAAUUUUUCUAUUAAAAAAUUUUGUACGCUUUUUCUAAUAGUUUUGCUCGCUCACGGCACGGAGGGAGGAGUUAACAAUGCUUGAAGAUUCCGUCUGCCACGAGGAGUGUAAUAAUGCCUAUUGCAAUUUCAACAAUUAUAAAUGCGUAAGAGAUAUUUAGGACUGCAAUGAGGGGUGCAAAGGGAGCUAUAUUGGUGAUGGGACAUGUCAAUGGGAAUGCAUGACUUAUGAUUGCAGCUAUGAUAAUGGAGAUUGUGACAAACUCCAGUGUAAUACUGACUGCACUUUGGCUUUAUUGAAAAAUAAUGAAUGUGAUGAGGUCUGCAACACAGAAACGUGUAAUUAUGAUAAUUAUCAAUGUUUAUGUAAUACAGACUGCUAUCCUUCUAUGCUCACAAAUGGAGUUUGCGAUAAAGAAUGUGCUGUAGCAGACUGUGAUUAUGAUAAUCAUGAUUGUGGAGACUGUGCGCUUGACUGCUUUAAAAGCGCGAUAAGCAAUGGUACCUGCGACAGUGUCUGCAACAAUGCAGAUUGCAAUUACGACGGAACGGACUGUUUAACCUGUGCAAACAACUGUUUAGUUACAGAUCUAGGCGGAUGCAGGCCAAAUGACAUUGCCUUUUUGAUAGUGUCCAUUUCACCGAAAAAUUUUCGACCAAAUGGAUUUCAAUGAAAUGUACACUGUCAAAAAUCCACAGUCAUUUGACAUGGAGCCGAUCUAGGCAAAUGCAAUUCUGAUUGCAUGGUAUACAGUUGCGGCUUUGACCCUAAUUGCCAUAAUUCUUCUAUUAUUUUUUCUGCCUAUUAUCAACAAAUAGUCAAUGAAGAUUGAAACUACCAAUUAGCAUACCCGACUCAAUGUCCUUAUCAUGAUUGUUCUUUAAAAUACACAGACAGUCUUAAUUUUUUGCAACCGAUAAAGCCUUCAAACUGCACACAAACCUGCAACUUUUUAGAUUGCUAUUAUAAUUAUUUCCAGUGCUACAGCGAGAAUUGCACCGAUCCUAAUUGCAAACUUUGUUCAAAUUUAGACCCGGACUUAUGUGUAAGAUGCAACAAUUAUCAAUGAUUUGGUAGCUGCUUGACUUCUUGUCCAAAGCAUUAUGAAUCUUAUACUCAUCCUCAGACAAAUGUUCAGAUUUGUGUGGAGUCAGCUGAUACAACGACUGAAGAAAGCCCUGAAGAAAUUUUUGUGAGUGCUACUAAUUUGGUGUCAGGGGAUGGGAGUAUAAAUAGUCCUUACUCCCCCGUGAGUGAACAAAAAAUUUUUGUUCGCUCACGGGGUCAGUUUUUUUUUAAAAAUUAGAGAUAAAUUUUAUCGAAAUUUUUUUUUCGAAAUUUUAAAAAAAUCCUAAUUCACAAAAUUGGAAAGCAAAUAUUAAUUUUAUUUUAUAAAAUUUAUGUUUUAAAACGCAAUCUGUUUAAAAUUAAACAGAAUUAACUAUAGAUUUCGUAAUACUAUUGAUCACUUAUAUAUCAAAACUUUUUUCACAAAAAAAUUUUUGUUUGCUCACGGAGGGUUGGCUUUUGGCCAAAAAAUAGGGAUUUUUUUAAUGGUUUUGUUCGCUCACGGAAGGGGGGAGUUAUAUUUCUUUAUCAUAUGCAUUGUCAACAGUUACAUAUAAAUAUGCGACAGUUUAUUUAAUGUCAGGAAGCCAUAACCUUACUACUUUUGAUGAUUCAACCUCAUUAGAAGCGAAGUCUUCAAAACCACUGUAUAGAGACACUACAGAUACCAUCCAGCUUUUAAUAAAACCUCUUUAUUGCUCUAUUUAUUCAGUAUCUAACUGUGUAGAUGAUGGACAAAGUAUCACUGUGUAUGUAGAUGCUAUUCCUUUAUCUUUGGACAUUUCAACAAAUGUGACGAUAGAAAAUAUCAUUUUUGAUGGAAGUAUCACAUUUGCACCUCAUUGUGCCGACUGCAACUAUUGUAAAUCUGCUACAAAUAAUGAUGGCCAGUUAUUAGAUGACAGAGGGAAACCAUUACUUACAGGCAACUACGCUCCUCAGGAUAUCUGCAAUACUUUUAGCAACCUUGGAUUUUUUAAUAUAACUUCAGCUGGAAUUUUGAAUUUGAAGGUAAAUUUUAUGUAGAAUGUGAAAAUCCAAAAUUUCCGCCAGCAAUAUAGCUCAAUUAUAUCAGUUAACGGAGGGAUACUGAAUAUGGAAUCUGUAAAUUUUUAUAAUUUUAUGAGCGCUUUUCAAGGCUCUGCCAUUUCUUCUACAUGCUCGUCUGGAUACUGUGGAGAGAUUCAUUACUUAGGUGGGACAGUAUCAGCAAUGAAUAAUGGCUACGAAAUCACCAAACAAAUUACUUUGGCGCCUUUUCUAUCAGCUACUAAAACAAAUUAUGUUGAAAUCCAAGACAUAAUAGCUGAGAAAAACAUAGUCCAAAGAACGACAAAUCAAGUUCUUUUCCAAACUUUUGGAUAUUUCUACAAUGUUUUAAAUAUAACUAUUCUGAACUCGGAAUUUCGGUUCAAUUAUAACUAUGACGGCUUGUUUUAUAUCAAUCAAAAUAGCUUAGUUAUGCCUACUACCCUUGACAGCGACUACUCUCUUAUAUAUCAAAAUCUGCAAAACAUAAGGGUCGAAAACUGUACAUUUUAUAACAACAGUGCCCAAACUUAUGCAGGAUUUAUUAUUAAAUUUAACAAGGAGCUUCAGAAUAUUUAUUUCAAUAACAACACAUUUUACAAUAACAUAGGCUCAGAAAUCAUUUAUAUAGAUUAUGAAGGAAGCUAUUAUUCGAUAUUUGUGUCUGGAGAAAGCAGGGUAACUACAAUAGAUGGUAAAAAUAUUAAGAUUCACUACCCUAAGAGAACGAUCACUUUUUAUAACCUUAAUUUUACCAACUCAUCCCUUAGCGAUGCUUUAAUAUAUAAAUAAUAAUUAUCAAAAUGAAAUCCCUAGUUAAUUUUACAAUAAAACAUUUUUUUUUAAGUUAAAUUCUAUUUUGCUUUGAUUAAUCCAAAACAAUAAACUUUUAAAAAAAUUAACCUCCCAGUUGUCAAGCAAAAUAUUUUUUUGAGUUAAGAAGGAGUAAUAAUUUUUUGUCUGAGACUGCUAUUGAAAUCAGCAAUGUUCCUAAUGUGAACUUUUUAUACUCAUAUUGAAUAAGUAAUGGAGAAAGUGACUACGACGAUAUAAAUACUGUAAAUAUUGAUUAUCUAAUAGACUCAUCCGACCUUUAUAUCAGCCUUGAGCUCUCUUCCUUAGACUAUACCUGCUCAUCAAUUUUAUCAAUUUCAGACACAAAUAAUUUCAUUUUUGACUUCAAUACCGUCGAAGGCAACUUUUGCAGUGAUACAAACGCAGGAUUGUACUUACAAGACUGCAUUGGAAGCACUUAUAUCCAGAACUCCACUUUUACAAAAAAUAAAUCUCAAGGGAACAGCAUAGCUUUAUUUGCAGAUAUGUCAACUACUCCAGUUAUUUAUAGCCUGAGCCUCCUUUGGCUCGAACUAUACCGAUAUUGGGAGAUGUCGGAAGGGAGUUGGCUUUUACCAAUAUUUGUUGGUAAAGCCAGCACCCCAGAUAGCAGAUCUCAAUAUACGGUGGAUUUAUCAUCUGGAGAUUGAUUUUACUACAAAUGCUAGUAAAACCAACUCCCCUUUCGACAUCUCCUGACGUCGGCAUAGCUCGAGCCAAAAGGAGGCUCGGACUAUAUAAUUUAACUUUUACACAAAAUUAUUUUAGCAGACAAUCUGGCAAUGGCGUCGUUGUUUUGAACACAAAAGAUGCAGAAUUCACCCUAACUAAAUGCAAAUUUAUAAGCAGCCAAACUCCAGUGUAUGCGGAUUCAUUAAAAAGCUUAACAAUUGAUAACUGUACAUUUGAGUCUGGGGCAAAAGACCAGUUUUAUAGCGCUGUUGCCUUUAGGGCUGACGAUUCUUCGAGUCUGACGAUAAUAGACUCAUUUAUCCAAAAUAACUCUCCUACAUCAGGGCACAUCAAGAUUUAUUCUGCAGUUGUUUAUUCAUCAGUUCUGCUCAGCAUCUCAAACUGUUUAUUUUAUAACAACUCUUUGGGUAGCUACCUUAUUACAAUAGACAACUCGAUUGCAAUGGACUCAGACAGUGUGAUUACUUCUUCUAACUUUUCUAGUAAUGCAAUAACUUUGAUUAAUGCUCAGAUGAGGUCAGGAAGUUUUACAGUCUCUUCAUCAACCUUCAGCUCAAAUUCUGCCCCAUAUGGAACUAUCUUAAACUCUGGCUGUGUAUCACCAACCAUGGUUAUUUUUGAUAGCAACACUAUUAGCUCAAAUACAGGGGACAGCAUCUUCUACAUAAGUUCUGACUCUGGCACCUCUUUAUUCUACACAAUUGACAGCUAUGUUUACAAUAACUCCAACAACACCAUUUCUCUCCACCAAGGCAACUGAACAGACUCUGGCUCAACAUUUUACAAAAAUUCUGGAUACCAAGGAGGGGCAGCUUUAAUCGAAUCUACCAGCAACGCUAUUCUAACCAACACAAUCUUCAAAAGUAAUUCAGCGUCAGAAGGAGGAGCUAUUUAUUUAUCUGGAUCUUCUACCUUAGUUUGUGAUAACUGCACAUUUAGUGAUAAUUUUUCAUCUGACGAAGCAGGUGCAUUAUACUCUGAACAAGCUUCAAAAUUCACAUUUAACAACUCAGUUAUAACCAAAAACAGCUGCACAAGCCGAGGCUCAGCUAUAGCAUCUCUUAACUCUUUUAAAGUCACUUCAAUUAUCCAGAAUACAGAAGUUUCUUUUAAUUAUGCUGGAGUUGGAGCAGCUAUUACUGGAUUUAUGGUCCAGAUAAUGUAUAAAAACUGUUCUAUAUAUAAUAACACCUCAGUCGCUAAUACCCCUUCGAUUUUGAUGAUAUACUCAAACGCUUAUAUCUAUGACUCAAAAUUUUAUAACCAUAUUGGGUAUUAUGGAGCUCAUAUUUAUGCGGAUAUUAUGUGCAUUUUGAUGGUUUAUGACACUUCAUUUGAAAAUUCAGUUUCAGAAUCUACGGGUGGGAGCGUUUCUAUCAGUGGCAGUCUUUUUUACUGUGAAAGGUGCUAUAGCCUGAGCCUUGCUUUUGAUUGAGCCCAUGAUAGUUCUCACAACGCUUUGGUGGUUACUUAAUCAGUUUUCCAAGCGCAGUUUUUAUUUUUAGAUCUGUUUUUGAGAAGCUAUACUAAAUUCCUGGGGAUAGCGCGGAAUACGCUAUCCCCAGGAAUUUUCUAUAUCUAAAAAAUCUCAAAGUUGCCUCCCACACUUUAGGGCAUUUUUCCACAUGUCAGUCAAAAAGCCCAUAUGUGGAUUCCCUCGAAUGUCGAAACUCCACAUGUGGAUUUGCGUCUGGCAUGUGUAAAAAUAUUUCGAUGUGUGGGAAUCAUUCAAAUUAUGCUAAGGCAUAAUAGGAAAGUCUGAGCCAAAACAGCACUUCAACUAUACUUUAAUAAUACAUCCGCACAGAGUGGAGGAACUACCCAGUGCUUUUCCGGCAGCGUAUGCACUUUUAACUACUCCACAGUUGAAAACAGUGCUGCAACUUCAAGUGGAGGAGUGUUUUUCUUAUUUGAAAGUAGCCUCUAUUUAUACAACUCUAUCUUUAAUGGAUUUGUCGGCUCCUGUGUUGAAACAAGUAAAACACCAACAAUUGUGGUCUCCAACUCCACAUUUAAAAAUGGUAUCAACACAUAUGGGGCUGCAAUAGACUGCGUUAACUGUGUUUCAGUAAAUAUUACAAGCUCAACUUUUACGGAUUUAAAAUCUACAGACGGUGGCGCUCUUUAUUUUGAUUAUCAAUCAUAUACAGAUGCAGAUAAUAAAGUCACAAUAACAGACUCAGUAUUCAAUAACUGCACAGCAGAGUAUGGCGGUGCUAUCUACUCAAAUAAAUUUGAUUUAGAUAUAUCAGGCUGCACUUUUGAAAACAAUUAUGCAGGUGAUUCUGCCACUGCUUGCACAGCUGGAGAAGGAGGAGCUGUUUAUUUAAAAUCAGAAGACUCUAUAAAUAUCACGAUUAGCAGCUCAACGUUUACCAAUAAUUCAGCCUGCAUAAGCGGAGGUGGGAUACAAUGGUACGACUAUCAACCAGUUCUAACUCCCCCCCCCUCGAAGUUCGAGCAAGAUUUUUUUGGUCGAACUUCGAGGGGUUUAAGAGAAAAUUUUUUAAAAAAAAUUAUAUAGAAUUUUUUUUUAUAUAAUUUAGUAGUAAAAAAAAAAAAAAAUAUUUAUCAUAUUCUUCUGUAUAGUUGAGAGGGUGUAAGGGUUAGAAAAAAUAGUCCAAGAUGGUUUGUAACGCUUUUUUAGAACUUGAAUACAAAAAUCGCAAGCUCACCCCCACAUAGUUUAAAAUUUUUGAAAAAUUGCUUAUUUUCCUAUUAAAUUUAUAUAGGUCUUGGUCGAACUUUGAGGGGGGUUAAUUUUUCAAAAAAAAAAUAGGAAUUUUCCCUAUAUCUUGGUCGAACUUCGAGGGGGGGGAGUAAGCGAUUUAGUAUAUAAAAACAACUCAGCUUAUUAUGGAAAUAAUUUGGCAUCUUUUCCUUAUAGCUUAGAUGUAAUAGAUUCUAGAAGAAGGCUAGAAGUCAGUGUAGACUCAGCUCCAGGCCAAACUAUUUCUUCUCCAAUUAUUAUAGGAAUAAUGGACCAUUACAAUCAGACUGUGCUGACAGAGAGCUCGAGCUAUUGCCAAUUAGAAGUGGUAAACAGCACCAGCUACUCAUUGUCUGGGAAAACCAAAGUUCAGGCAGCUUCUGGACUUUAUAACUUCAGCGACGUUAUAGUCACUGGUGAUCCUGGAAGCAAUGUAGAGAUUACUGUAUCUUCUACAAUAGUUUCUAAUAGCAAUUUACCAAGCGGAAAUAUUGUGUUUGACUUAAGAAAUUGCACUGUUGGAGAAGCUUUAGUAGCGAAAACCUGCCAAGUUUGUACUAGUGGGACUUAUAAUUUGGAAGCUGGGACUUCUUGCAAGGAUUGCCCUGCUGAAGCAAAAUGCUAUGGAAAAAGUGAUAUUUAUCCACUGGCUGGAUAUUGGAGGUGGUCAAAUACAACUGAUGAUUUUUUGGAGUGCCCAAAUUCAGCUGCUUGCUUAGGAGGAGUCGCAACGAACAAUUCUUUAGGAGAGUGUGAAACAGGAUAUUAUGGAAAUUUAUGCCAAUCCUGCCAAUCUGAUUAUUCUCGGAAUGGCCAAGACUCAUGCUCAAAAUGCCCGAACCCUACUAUAAAUGCUCUGAUUUUGGCUGCAAUGCUUAUUUUAGCAAUUUUAAUCGUGUUUUUAAUGGUCCGAGCUUCUAUUAAAUCUGCAUUUAAGCCCAAAUCAAUGACUUCAGUAUUUAUCAAGAUCUUCAUGAAUUAUUUACAAAUUGUCGUUCUUACUGCAUCUUUUAACUUAGACUGACCAUUUUUGGUUUUACAGUUCUUUUCAGUCCAAGAGCAAGCUGGUGGGGUCACAGACCAAAUUUUUUCAAUUGACUGCUAUUUACAAGGGGAAAAUACAAAACCAUUUUAUUCAAAAUUGGUUUUCAUGGCUCUUCUACCAGCAGGACUCUUUGUUAUAACACUGAUAUUUUGGCUGGGAUACUAUAUCUGUGUUAUUGAUACUAAAUAUAUAAAGAAUAAGUUUUUAGGCUCAUUGGUGGUUCAGCUGUUUUUAAUCCACCCAACACUUGUGAAAUACAAUUUUUCGUGCUAUAACUGCUAUGAAGUUUCGCCAGGGAAUUAUUACUUGAGAAGUGAUUUGGAUUUGAAGUGCUGGGACUCUGAGCAUUGGUCUUACUCGCUUUUUGUCGCUUUUCCAAGCAUAAUGGUAUGGUGUAUCACCGUUCCUGCUUUGUGCUUGCUUCAUAUAUACCUUAAUAGAGACAAACUUUUGACAUUAGAAUUAAAAUUACAAUAUGGGUUUUUAUAUUUAGGGUACAAAAAAGAAACUUAUUAUUGGGAAUUCACCAUUAUUUAUAGAAAAAUUCUUAUUAUUUGCUGUGCCGUUUUUAUGGGAAAUUCUUCAACUUCAGUACAAGCAUUGACUGUCUUUUUCUUGCUGCUGACUUGUUUCUUUGUGCAAGCAAAAAUACAGCCAUACUUGACAGACCAAUUAAAUAUUUUGGAUUUAAGGGCUAUUUUAGUUUCAGGACUUACAAUUUAUUGUGGGUUGUUUUACCUAACAGGCGACAUUGUUUAUGCUGUAAAAAUUGUGCUAUUUAUUAUCAUUGUUGUUGUCAAUUUUUAUUUCCUCUUCUAUUGGGCUUCAAAUAUGACUGGAGUUGGCCUGGCAAUUUUAUAUUCAAAACUAGGAUUUAUAAGAAGAUGCCUUCAUGGAACAAAAUUAGAAAACUGGCUUCUUCAGCUGGUCCCUGCUAAAAUCCCAGAUACUUCUGAAACUGAGCUUGAUAAAACUUUUACAGAGACAGCUUAUACAAAAGAUAAUUUAGAUUCUCCUCAUAAGGUUCCUACUCAGCCAUGUAUUGAUCCUAAGCCAUCCUCAAGGAAGUUGAAAAGAUAUAAUUCAAGAAGCAAAGUUUCUGAUUCAGGCACAUUUUUCAGUGAAGAACAGCAUAAGGAAAAGAAUGACAUUGAAGUUGUUAGGUAUGAUGAAGAUUCAGUAAAGAGCUUAACGAAUUCGAAUGAGAAUGCUGAAGAGAUAUCGAUAUUUGAAAGGGUCCCUCUUCCGAGCUUGAGAGAUAAUGAAGGCUUUGAAAAUGAUCACAAUUAA
This is a messenger RNA of Blepharisma stoltei, 9213 nucleotides long. NCBI's taxonomy places the organism in Eukaryota, Ciliophora, Heterotrichea, Heterotrichida, Blepharismidae. The record is from the annotation of a GenBank genome assembly.